CGAAGACAGGCGUGGCCACGUGCGUCGUGUUUCACUUGGAGUGGACACGUCUCGGAGGAUGGGAGACAGAAAGAGUCCGCGUCCAAACCCAACUAAAGCCAGGAAUACCUCUUCGGAAGAAGAAGAUUGAUUAUAAUAGCCUGUACUACUAGACUUGGGAGGUGAAGGUGUAGUACUUUGUUCACAUUUUUAGGGUUUAUAAUGAAUCAAUGUAUGCACAAGUGCACUCCUUGUUGUAAUAUAAGAAGAUAUCGGGUUGAAACUAAAAGCAGCCUCUUUUUACCACAAUAUUCAGGAAAUAGAAAUGCAAGACGGCCGUGAACAGGGAGUAAGUGUAAGAUUCCAACACUAAGCACAUUUAACGAUCACGACUUCGACUCGUGAAUCAAAGAAAGAAAAAUCAUGAUCAUCUUGAUGUUAGAACUAACGUAGGAGAUGACUCAGAAGGUCUUCGUCAAGAACUAGAU
This is a messenger RNA of Amoebophrya sp. A25, 467 nucleotides long. NCBI's taxonomy places the organism in Eukaryota, Dinophyceae, Syndiniales, Amoebophryaceae. The record is from the annotation of a GenBank genome assembly.